Messenger RNA from Monomorium pharaonis (pharaoh ant), 4097 nucleotides. RefSeq lists its product as uncharacterized. Gene Ontology annotation, molecular function: protein binding. Bases 29 to 1519 code for a protein of 496 amino acids. The record is from RefSeq and is a predicted model, not a curated record. NCBI's taxonomy places the organism in Eukaryota, Metazoa, Arthropoda, Insecta, Hymenoptera, Formicidae. The transcript is spliced from 7 exons.
GCUCUUAUGUUGAUAUUUAUCUCAAUAAAUGCGGCGCGUGUAUCCCCCGCGCGCCACGAAAUCUCUUAAUAAGAAAUCUCGAAAUAAAUCCCUUGCCGUACGACCGCGCGGAACGAUGCAUAGGGCACGCGGGACGAGAAGACAGGACCUACGGAAGCUCGCGAGACCGGAGGACUCCUUCGACGUUCCGUCCGAGAUCACGGAGGACACGAAGCCGAUCAAAACUCUCGCGGCGGCUCGCCUCGGGGAAAUGGGGAGGGUUAAGGAGGAGCUGAAGGCGAUGCUUCCGACAUUGACACCUUCGGAAGUGAGAAGAUUUCGUUUACCGCUUCACGAAGCGAUUAUUGACGAGCUCGAGGAGAGAAAUUACGGAGAAUCGGUUAGUUACUUGAGAGAGUUAUUCGAGCUCGACGAGGAGACUCGCAAGGAGACCGGUCCUGGUACUCUAACGUGGGAGAAGCCACGCUUGAAAGACAACAGGAACGGAUUGUUACGCCUCAAGGAGGGCUUGAUCAACAUCGAACGAGCUAAAAACGCUGGUACUGGCGAAAGAAAAUCGAAAUUUUUUUUCCUGGACGUAGGGGACCACGUUUCCACGGUCGCGGGAUUUCUGAACCUGGCGCUGUUCUUCCAAGCGAUGACUUGGGAAUGGUGGUGGAUAGCGGAGCGGCUUCAUCGCAGCGCUCUGGAGAACGCUAAAUCAGUCGAGGAUGACGACCAGGAGAUGAGCACCUUAGCGCAUUAUCUUUACGGUCGAUUUCUGUUCGAGAAAAUACAGGAUACGAUGGAAUCGUUGAAUCAUUUAAAAGUCGCUCGUGAAGCGUCUCAGAAUAAAUCGUGGAACGCGUCGAAGAUAAUCGGUCGUAAGGAGGAGACUGUCUUUCGAGAAUGUAACGUGCUUCUCUACAAAACGCUGCUGAUGCACGCGCAACAAGUUGAUCCCGAUCAACCGGAUGUCGCCGCGAAAAUGUACACCGAAGCUCUCGCACGAGCGACGGACUGUGAGUCGGGGAAAAAAAAAAAAAAAAAAAACUCAUUCCUGAUAUUAUCAGUUGUCUUCGCAUCCGUAGCUGGGCACUAUGAGUACAUGGCGAACGCUUUGUACGAGCUGGGGAUGAGUCAGUUACGAUCGGGCGAUGUGAAAUACGCGUUCCGAAACUUUUCCAAGUUCCUGGCGUUGGCCAAGAGGAUUUCGGACCCAGAGGGGAUCUGCAACGCGCAUAUGGCGAUGGCAUUUGCGUAUAAGUUACGUGAACUGGGCGACGACGCGAACACAGAGAAGCAUCUCCACCUGUUCAUGGUAAAUGCAGUAGAGUUCGGACUCACGACAAAAGUCGCACAGGCACACUACUGCACUGGCGAGCAUUUUUUGAGUAAGAAAAGGCCAGAUAUCGCAACGCUUCAUUUGAAAAAAUCUUUUGAGCUGUACAACCAACUUGGCUUGCACAAUGACGCUGAUAAAGUGCGAGACUUUGCUGGAGUCUCGAAAGGCGAGUUAUAUGCUCCUUCAAAACGUUAAUUGUAACCAUGUGACGCAUUUAAAAUGUCUUCAUCUUUUCGAGGGCAAAUAAUCAUCGAUCAAUGCGUCCAUCUUGUGCAGUAGUAUGGAGCCGCUGAUCCGAAGGCGAUUACGGCGCUCUGAUAUUGGAAAAAUCGUAGAAAUGUUUUUUUGAUUGAAAAAGAACAGAAGAAGCUGCGCGCUGGUAUGAAAAUGUUCAGAAAUCAAUUGAUAAAAAUUAAGUUAAAUCUUACAAAAAAUCCGUCUUUUGCAAUUUUGAAACAUCUCAAUUAUCGCAAUUUACAUUACAAAUAACUAUGCGAUAUUAUUUUAAAUACAAAAGAACUUGGUACCGGAAAAAAAAAAUUUAGCAAUAUCACAAAUGUCAUAAAAUAGCAAUGAAAAUUUUGAUUCGAUACACAAAUGCACAAUAAUUAAUGCAAUAUUUUUCAUCUUGCGUCAACAAAUUAUUUACAAUAAAUGUGCCCUUAUUUUUGUAGAAUCAGAUAAAGCGUAGUAUAUCAAUAAACGUUCAAAUAUUAUACUUUAUAAUUUUAUAUCUGUAAUAACAUUCUAUUAUGAUAAAUAUUAAUAUUCAAUAACUACAAAUUUAAUCUUAAUAAUAAUAUACAUAUUAAAAAUAUAAAAAAAUGUAUUAACAACGCUUUUAUGUAGCCACGUAAUUUUUUACAUGCCAAACGUGAUGACGGGAUGAAUCAUUUAUUUCUAUAAUAAAAAAAGUAUACUAUUUGUAAGAAAAAUCAGUAGAAACUUUAAAAAAAUGUAAAUUUGUUAUAUUAUCAAACAUAAUUAAUAAUAUAUAAUUAACAUGCAUUAUUAUCAUUGUUAUCUAAUUAAAAGAUAUAUCAUGCAUUUUUAUUAUUUUUAUCGUAUACGGUUAAAAAAAAAUUUGUACAGAGAUUUUCAAAAUCUUAUUUUUAGAAAAAAUAAACAUACACGUAAAUGUGCGCGUGUGUAUACAUUCGUUAAUAAAUUGUUUAAUUUUAAUUAAUCAUUGAUUUGAGUAAAAUAAUUCCUUUUUAAUAACAAUUAAUUUAAAUAGAUUUAAUCUAAUACUAUUUAAUUAAAGAUUGAUUUCAAUAAAUUCAAUCGAAUAUGGUUUAAUUGACGAAUAAAUUUAGCAAAAUUAAUCGAAAAUUGCUUCAUGAAAUAAUAAUUUGGGCAAAUUUAAUUUAAGAUUUAAUUAACGAGUAACUCAAGCGAAGUUAAUUGACAAUUGUUAAUUACGGAUUAAUAUACGAAUAAAUAUAAUUUGUUUGAUUUCAUUGAAGACUGAUUUGAAUAAGUUCAAUCAAAGAUUGUUUAAUUGACAAAUAAUUCCAGCCGCUGCAAAUGUAAAAAAGAAAUAUACGUAAAAAAUUAAGAGAUGUAAAUGUAUACAAAAAUAUUGAUAGAAAAUAUUGUAAAUAUGUAAAACAUAUUUACAGAAAUACAAUAAACAUGUUCUUUUGAUAUCACAAUUUCUAGAUCACCAUCGUUACAUUUCCUUACUCAAUAGUAAAAUAUAAUAAUAAUGAGCUUUUUUAUUUAUUAUAAUAAAGAAUACAUUCAAUUUUAUUACUUAAUUAUUUUUGUUACUUUUGUAUUCAGUUUAUCACUUAAUUAUUCUUGCUUAAAGAUCAUCAAUCAAUCAUUAAUUAAAUGAUCUUUCAUUGCAUUCGUUAAAAUUGUCAAUUACACAAUUUUCGAUUAAAUUCACUUGAAUUAUUCGUAAAUCAUCUUCAAUUUCGCUGAAUUUAUUCAUCAAUUAAACAAUCUUCUAUUAAAUUCGUUCAAACAAUCUUCAAUUAAAUCAAGUAAAUUAUAUUUAUUCAUAAUUUAUUAAUAAUUAAUCUGUAAUUAAACAAUUACCGAUUAAAUUUGCUCAUAUCAAUCGUCAAUCAAAUAUUUUUCAAUUAAAUUUGCCCAAAUUCAUAUUUAAUUAAACAAUUUUCGAUUGAUUUCACUGAAAAAUAUCAAUUAACCAUCUUUGACUGAAUUCGUACAAAUCAAUCUUUGAUUAAAUAAAAAAAUUGAAUUUGUUAAAAUUAAUCAAAUAAUUACAAAUAAUUUGAUGUUUGCCUGUCGUUUCUAAAAAUGUUUUCAAAAAUAUCCCCUCUGUACGAAUAUUUUCUAUAUUCAUUGUAUAAUUACAAGAUAGAUAUUUCACUAUCGAUGAAAUAUACCUAGAAUGUAAAUAAGAAAAUUUUUAUAAUUUUAAAUGUUAUAUUACUAUUAUGUUAUUUUUUUUAAUUUAUACAUAUGUAUAUAUAAUUAUUUCCUUAUGUAAAGUGCGCGCAUUUCCUUCUAAACUUAUUACAUUUAGGCAUAGAAUUAUAUUAUUCCCAAAAACUAUUAUAUAUACACAUACAUACAUACAUACAGACAUACAUACAUAUACAUAUAUAUAUAUAUAUAUGUAUGUAUAUAUGUAUGUAUGUGUGUGUGUGUGUGCGUGUGUGUAUGUAUAUAAAUUUUAUAUCUUUUAAAAUCCGGAUUUUAAAAGAACAAUAUAAACGAAUAAUGUAUCUCAUAUGAAUUUAGAAGAUUUGUCAAAAUAAUUAUGUAUGUUAAUCAUUUUGACAUUAAUUAAUGUGGC